Molecule: messenger RNA, 3414 nt
Organism: Zootoca vivipara (common lizard)
Lineage: Eukaryota; Metazoa; Chordata; Lepidosauria; Squamata; Lacertidae
Gene: FOXN1
Product: forkhead box N1
Biological process (GO): regulation of transcription by RNA polymerase II
Molecular function (GO): DNA-binding transcription factor activity, RNA polymerase II-specific; transcription cis-regulatory region binding
Source: RefSeq, a predicted model, not a curated record
AGCACAGCAGGCUCUUGGCUCCCACAGCGCGGAGAGUGAGUCGCUGAGCCGUGCGCGCCGCCGCCGCCGACUGAGCCACCCAAGGGCGCCUCACUCCGCAUGACCUCUCCGCGUCUCGGAGGUGCUGCUUCGGAGCAAGAGAGGAUUCUUGACUGGCGUCGGUGAUGGUUUCACUGCUCCAAGACCAAGCUAGCAUUACCUUUUCGCCUUCGGAUUCUCUGGACAGCAACCCACGCGGUGACCGGAUGCAGACCCAUGACAAUUCGGGGUCCCCCAUCCAGCAGGAGACCCCGGGCUUCUGCUGCCCGUCGUAUGAUGGCGAGGCCCAGGCCGAGAGGACGCACCUGGAGUCUUCCCCGAGCUCCAGCACCUCCUCCCCGCCCCCUGAACACAUCUACAGGAGGUUCUCCGCCAGCCAAGGUGCCCCAGCUGAGCAGGAAGCCUUCCAGGUCCCUUCCGGCGCCGCCGAGAAGUUCAGGCGCUACAGCUACGAGGAGAGCGCGGUCGGCACCUGCGGCCGGUUCAAGAGCUCUCUCCGCAACACCCCUUUCCACCCGUACAAGAGGCAGUUCCCAGAGGAGACCUUCCCAGAAGCUCAGCAGGCCCUGGCCAUGGACGGACAGCUGUUCAAGGCAGCAAGCAUGGACGGCUUUGAGGAGAUGUGUGGGCCCGCCAUGAGCAGGGAGGCGGAGAUGUAUCUCGCGCACCUUCCCAACCUCUCCUCCGAGCCGGCCUGGUGCAACGGCCUGCAGUAUGGCAACCCUGGGCAGGAGCAUCACCCCCAGGCUAUGGAAACGGAGGUCAAGCUGAAGACCCCACCUCUGGAGGAACAGACCAGCCCCUACUGCUACCAACCUCAGGCCCCACAGAUGUUUUGCCCCUCCCACCCUUACCAUCAGUAUCCUGCGGGGAACAGCUACCCGUUCUCCUACAUCUCCAGCUCGCAGUACCCCUACCAACGAAUCGCCCCCCAGAGCAGCCAAGAGCAUCACCAGCCCCUCUUCCCCAAGCCUAUCUACUCCUAUAGCAUCCUCAUAUUUAUGGCGCUCAAGAACAGCAAAACUGGGAGCCUCCCGGUCAGCGAGAUUUACAAUUUCAUGACGGAACACUUCCCUUAUUUCAAGACAGCUCCGGACGGCUGGAAGAAUUCGGUCCGCCACAACUUAUCCCUGAACAAAUGCUUCGAGAAAGUGGAGAAUAAGUCGGGCAGCUCCUCGAGGAAAGGCUGUUUGUGGGCGCUGAACCCGGCUAAGGUGGACAAGAUGCAGGAGGAGCUGCAGAAGUGGAAGAGGAAAGACCCCAUCGCGGUCCGGAAAAGCAUGGCCAAGCCAGAGGAACUGGACACCCUGAUAGGGGACAAGACAGACAAGAUGAGGUCCACCCUUCUGGCCUGCACCCCGACCAGCGGCUUGGCGAGUCCCCCCAUCUCCCGGGGGCUGCCGCUCCAGCAUCACCCCCUGUACGCCCAGAACGGACACCCGGGCCAAGACUCCCCGCCUGGGGGCGCCCAGGCCCCUCCAGGGCGUGGGAUGAAGAUGCUGGCCGUGGCACGGGGCGCUGUGCAGGAGGUGCCCAUGGCGGAAGGCGACCUCAGCCACGACGUGGACGCCCUGAACCCAUCGCUCACUGACUUCGAGCUCCAAGGAAACCUCUGGGAGGAACUGAAGGACGACAGCCUGGCUAGCGACCCCCUGGUGCUCAUCGCCUCCUCCUCUUCCUCCUCCUCCUCUUCCUCGGCGCCCGGCCCCUGCUUCUCAACUCUGUGCCAGAUGGAUGACGACCACAGCGGCAAGUUCGGUGCACAGGCUGAGGCUCAGCACCACAGCUUGCCCGAGAUCCACCUCACCACCCUCUACUCUGCCUUCAUGGACCUGGAGACGGGGGCGCCUUCCUACCUGAAUAACUCCGGCUCCAAACCGGUGGCUCUGGUCUAGGCCGCCAGGCCAAACGGAGAGUUACGCCCGUGCCAACGUUGGGUGUGGAACCCCAAGCCAAGUCCGCCAUGGACGCCCAGCAAGGAAACAAAACUCAUUGCUUCUGGACCCGGACUGCAGAGAACUGAGGCAUGCCCAAGUGCCGUGGUGCAAAAAUAUAGAUAUGCACAGAACCUUAGAAUUGUAUAGUCGGGGGGGACCCUCAAAGGUCAUCCAGUCCAACCCCCUGCAAUGCAGGAAUUGCAGCUAAAGAACCCCUGACUGUCCCACUUCUGCUGAAAAACCGCCAAGGGAGGAGCGUCCACCACCCCCCCCUCCGAGGGAGUCCUUUUCUCCACUGAACAGCUCUUACGGUUAGAAAGUUAUUCCUGAUGUUUCUCUGGACUCUCCAUUCUUAGCAUUUGAAUCCAUUGAUUUGGGUUCUCCCCUCAGGAGCAGCAGAAAACAAGCCGGUUCCAUCUUUUCAAAACCCAGAUUGCCGUAGGCCCCUGGAUCGGUGAGCCACAGUUAGCCAGAGAUCUGCUAAAACCAUGUCGGCAUCAAAACAGCGUUCCUGGAGAAAACCUGGCCGAGGCUCACAGGGAAGAAGGCAGGCGGCAAGCAGACUCCCGUUCCCCUUUAUUUUCAAAGCCCAUCUCUUUUCAAAUACCCCUCAGCCUGCAACAUUCUGCUCAGCAACCACAAAUCUCAAUGCCCUCUUGGAAGUAGGUUUGGGGGCCUCAAGGAUGUGUGAUGUACAGAGGCUGUGGCAGGAUUAGAAAUAUAUAUAUGUGUGGAUGAAGUCUCUAACUCAGUGGCUCCCAAACAUUUUUGGGCCACCACCACCAUCCUCAGCUCCAUAAAUUCAUCCUUGGUGCCCCGUACCCUAUCCUCCUCCCUUACCAAAAGUUUUAUUCUGAAGACACUACAGAAGACAAUGCAGUCGUGCCUUGGAUCCCGAAUGCCCUAGAACUCGGACCUUUUGGCUCCCAAAUGCCGCAAACCCGGAAGUGAAUGUUCCGGUUUGCAAACGUUCCUUGGGAACCCGAACGUCCCUUCUUUCAUCUAAUCAGAAGCCGCAAUUGGGUUUUGGAAGUUGAACAGGCUUGUGGAACGGAUUCUGUUCGACUUCCAAGAUACAACUGUUAACCCAAUAAAAUUCAAGACAGUCCCAAUUAACUAUGCAUUUAUUCCAAACCAACUGAAGGCCAUUUAGCUUAAUUCAAUAAAAUGGAUCAACGUAGAGUCGUAGAAUUGUAGAGUUGGAAAGGACCCCCAAGGGUCAUCUAGUCCCACCCCCUGCAAUGCAGGAAUCACAGCUCGAUAAUCUGACAGGUGGACAUCCUUCCGAGGUCAUCUGCCCAAGGUCAAGCGUAAGCCUCCUCGAUGUCAAUGUAGCUUAUUUCUGAAGGGGCUCAUCCUUGAUUGCAUGACAGAUCCCCUACAAGAACACGUACACCUUGUUCUUUUCAAUAAAACAGUGAACCUGCUCAUUUUAAAA